Molecule: messenger RNA, 1509 nt
Organism: Penicillium griseofulvum
Lineage: Eukaryota; Fungi; Ascomycota; Eurotiomycetes; Eurotiales; Aspergillaceae
Product: Major facilitator superfamily domain, general substrate transporter
Exons: 6
Coding region: 1-1509 (502 amino acids)
Biological process (GO): transmembrane transport
Cellular component (GO): membrane
Molecular function (GO): transmembrane transporter activity
Source: RefSeq, a predicted model, not a curated record
AUGAGCUCAAUCAAGGAAGAUGUCUCCCAUAUUUCGAACGGCGAGGAGGGCGACUUGAAAAAGCUCGACACCGCUCACGGUGAUGAAGCUAUUAAAGUCCUGGCAGUCUAUGAUGGCGAUCAGACCUGGACUCCAGAAGAGGAGAACAAGCUUCGCAACAAGAUCGACAUGAAGCUACUCCCUGUCCUCUGUGUCACCUAUGCAUUUCUUUACGCUGACAAGGUCCUGCUUGGACAAGCGGCUCUUUUUGGUAUCAAGGAUGACCUGCACUUGAACAGUGGAAAUCGCUUUUCCAUGGCUUCUUCUAUCUUCUACCUUGGAUUUAUCCUGGGGGCUUACCCGGUCACCUUCCUGGCUCAGAGAUUUCCGAUCGAACGCGUCGCUUCUUUGGCCAUCAUUGUUUGGGGAACUACUUUGAUUCUCACGCCUGCUUGCACCAACUUCCGGGGAUUAUAUGCACAAAGAUUCUUUCUCGGCUUCACCGAGGCUGGCAUCAGUCCGAUUUUCAUGAUGAUCGUCGGUGGAUGGUAUAAAAAGGAUGAACAGUCUCUGAGAAUGGGUGCCUGGUACUCAUGCACAGGUUACGUGUCCAUUUUUUCACCUCUUGUUAACUACGCACUUGGACAUCUCGGGGGACAGUUCGCUCCGUGGUUCUACAUGUACUUCUUUGCUGGUGCUCUCACUAUCAUCUGUGGUGUCAUGAUUUACUUUGUCCUCCCAUCCGAUCCCAUCCGGGCCAAGGGCUUCAACGACAGAGAGCGCUUUAUUGCGGUAUCUCGGAUGAGGACGAACAACUCCGGAGUGAGAAACACGCAUUUCAAAGGUGGUCAGGCUAUUGAGCUCCUGACGGAUAUCAAAUUCUGGCUUAUUUUCUUCUACGCUCUGUGUGGUAUGUUUGCUAAUGCGCCCAUCUCGACUUUCCAGGCUAUCAUCAUUGAUGGCUUUGGGUUCAAUCCACUGAACUCGUUGCUUCUGAUGAUACCUUCUGGCGUUUAUGCUGGUACAAUGAUGUUGAUCACAACAUACCUGGCUUAUAAAUUCCCUGGUUGGCGCGCAUAUCUCGUCAUCAUGUCCCAACUGAUUACGAUGACUGCUGCUCUUCUCCUCUGGCUUCUGCCUCGGUCGGCACUUGGAGGACUCCUCUUUGCCUGCUACAUUCUCACCACCACCGGUGCUGGAUAUGCAGUGACAAUGGGUCUUUUCCUUGCCAACAACGCUGGAUAUACCAAACGAUCCCUCGCUUCAUCGGGAUUGUACAUCGGAUAUUCCCUUGGAAAUUUCGCUGGACCCCAGGUCUUCCGACACGAAGACUCACCCCACUACAAUCUGGGAUUCAUCGUGGUGGUUAUCACCGCAAUUGUCGCGGGUCUCUUGGUUUUGGUAUACCGUAUCAUCUGCUCAAUGGAGAACCGUCGCCGUGACAAGAUGGGAACGAUGGAAGGGUUUGAACAUGCCUAUGAGGAUGACUUGACAGAUAAGAUGAACAUGCAAUUCCGGUAUUCAUUGUGA